AUGAAUCACAAGAAACCCACUUUGGUGAUUGAUUGUAGAGAGCUUUUGAGGGUUGUAGCAAUGGUGAUGGAAGCUGUAGUAGGAGACGGUUUCAUAGCCAAAGGCAUAUCAUUCGAAAACUACGCCGGCCCAAGCAAACACCAAGCAGUGGCUCUACGUAGCGGAGCAGACCUCUCCGCCUUCUACCUCUGCAGCUUCGUCGGCUACCAAGACACCCUCUACGUCCACUCCCUCCGCCAAUUCUACCGCGAAUGCGACAUCUACGGAACCAUCGACUUCAUAUUUGGCAACGCAGCGGUAGUUUUCCAAAACUGCAACUUGUACGCUCGCAAACCAAUGGACAACCAAAGAAACAUCUUCACCGCUCAGGGAAGAGAGGACCCGAACCAAAACACCGGCAUUUCAAUCCUAAACUGUAAAGUUGCCGCUGGAUCGGACUUAAUUCCUGUCCAGUCCUCCUUCCGAACCUACCUUGGGAGGCCAUGGAAAGAGUAUUCGAGGACGGUGUAUCUUCUUUCGAAUAUCGGCGAUUUGGUAGACCCUGCUGGCUGGUUGGAAUGGAAUGGUACUUUUGCGUUGUCGACCCUUUAUUAUGGGGAGUAUAAGAACAGGGGUCCGGGUUCGAACACGAGUGCCAGAGUGACCUGGCCUGGUUACAGAGUCAUUACGAAUGUCACCGAAGCGACUCAGUUUACCGUUGGGAAUUUUAUUCAAGGGGGUGAGUGGUUACCUUCUAAUAAUAUUUCAUACUAUCUCGGUUUGACUGGUUGAGUAGAACCCAAAAUGUUGGUUGUGUUUGUAUUUUGAAUAAAUUAUGUUAGUAGUUUUUAUAUUUUGAUUCUAACCAUUUUAAUUUAGAGAGAUUUAUUAGAA
Camellia sinensis is the source of this 873-nucleotide messenger RNA. NCBI's taxonomy places the organism in Eukaryota, Viridiplantae, Streptophyta, Magnoliopsida, Ericales, Theaceae. The record is from RefSeq and is a predicted model, not a curated record.